Messenger RNA from Rattus norvegicus (Norway rat), 2558 nucleotides. The record is from RefSeq and is a predicted model, not a curated record. Lineage: Eukaryota; Metazoa; Chordata; Mammalia; Rodentia; Muridae.
UCCUCGGGAGCAGAUGGAGCACCGGUCCCCGGCCUGCAUCUUUCCCAGUGACCUUGCUGGAUGCAAAGGUCUUAACUUAGUGGGAGAAGAGGCUGCCUGGAGGAAGAUGGUGUAAGGGAGCUACGGUAGUGGAAGGAAGAGGGUUGUUUCAGAACUCUGGGAGAAGGGAGAGGGGAGAAAGGGAGGGGGUCCCUCUUUCACAGUGAUCCUGCACGACCCCAGCCGCAGGAGAGGCACUGGGGGGGGUGUUUUGUAGUAAGGGAGGAAGGAACCUCAGUGAGUCCGCACACGUAGAGACCCCUGUCCAAAGACUGUCCCACGAGCAGUGGGAGACGUGGGGAGACGUGAUGUAGCCUGAGCCCGGGCAGGCAUGUUAAAUAGAUCUAGCAGAGCGCAACCACAGAGAAUCCGGUCCCUGCCCAUGGCGGGCCUCACUUCCUCCAGCCAAAAGCGAACAGGGCAAAUUAGCGCAUUAGCGCACUUUGUGGUCAAUUUUCCACUCCCUAAGAAACACUUAGCCACCCACGUGUGCAGCCCCACCCAGUGCGGCCGGAUCCCUGGGCAUAAACUUGUGAGGGGGUGAUGGUCCAGACAACGGUGAAUACUGGGGUGCGGGCAGGAUACAGAGAAAGGGACUUUAUAGUGACCCUAAUUCUGGAGAGGGGGCGGGCCUAGUGCCCGGCGCCCUGCGGUGCGUCGGGAGAGCGGUGCACAGCACCAUUGGUUUGCUAAUGCACUGGACUGAAAGGCGAGGGCAACAGUUUCUGGGGGAGUAUUGUAAUUACAAGACAAAUUGCCCUGCUGCUGGCUCGGCUGGAGAGCAAGAAGGGUGGAGAGGACCCGCCCAGGCCCUGCUUGCAACUGGCUUUGAGCAACCACAGGCAGAAAAUUGCUACAUUGUCCUGACAUUAGGGCGACUAAUUCAGCAUCCCAGCGUGGCCAGAGCGUGAAGGGAGCAGAAAAGCAUCACUGGCCAGCAUCCUCGCCUCAGCAUCUUUAUCAGGCCUCAGGACACCUAGCGCCCCACCAUCAUCAUUUAGGAUGGACCCCAGCUCACACAGCUCCCUGCCAUAACGGAGGACCACCAGAAGAAUGUUGGAUCUCCAAGCCUCUGAUGGAGAAGAAGCGUCGUGCCCGCAUCAACCUGUCACUGGAGCAGCUAAGGUCUCUUCUGGAGAGACACUACUCCCACCAGAUACGGAAGCGAAAGCUGGAGAAGGCCGAUAUCCUGGAGCUGAGCGUUAAGUACGUGAGAAGCCUCCAGAACUCAUUGCAAGGACUUUGGCUAGUACCCAGUGGGGUGGACUACCCGUCCGGAUUCCGAGGCGGCUUGCCGGGCUCCAGCCAGAGGCUUCGGCCCGGAGAGGACGACAGCGGCCUGCGCUGCCCCCUGCUUCUCCAGCGCAGGGCAGGCAGCACCACGGACAGCGCCAACCCACAGACGGCCUCUGUUCUCAGCCCCUGCCUCCCGGCCAUCUGGGCCCCUGGUCCCCCUGCAGGUGGCUCCCAAUCCCCGCAGUCCCCGUUCCCUCCCCUUGGAGGUCUCCUUGAGUCCUCCACUGGCAUUCUGGCACCGCCACCUGCAUCAAACUGCCAGGCCGAGAAUCCGAGACCCGGGUUUCGCGUGUGGCGGCCCUGGUGAGGCCUAGGCAAGAAUUUAGAUUCAAGCCCUAACCUCUGCCCUUAUCACCUCGCCGUCUAGUUUGGGGGAAACUAUUUGGGGACACCCAUGGUGACUGCAGGGACUCUAUCAAUCGGUGGCCUGGUGGGGCUGCAGGGAAAUACACGGAGCCAUUUGCUGAAGGGGUCUGCACGUCUAGGUGAAUUCACCCAUUCCAGCCCCACCCUCUCCAGCCAAACCAACUUUUCACCUCCCGUUCUUAGUGAAGAUGGGAGGGAACGGGUGAGCUGUACCCCUUUCCCAGGGACCCGGGGCUGGCAGUCCGCCCCCGCCCCCCUUUCACCGCUGCGUCACGGUGGGAAGGUCGCGGUUGCUAGCGGAGCAGAGCGGACCCCUCGCAGCGAGGAGAAUCGCUGCCCCGCCCUGGCCCAUUCAACGGGCCUCGGGCGUUCAGUUCCCACCGGCACAAAGCACGCUGGGCCCCGCCCCUUCAGCGAGGGGCUCCCAUCCUACCACCACCCAAGACCCUCUCACUACCAUCGCAACCCAUCACCCCCUCUGCACUGAUUCACACUGCUGGCGCGCUCUCCAGGCCCUCCCUGCGCAAAUACCUAUGGCUGCGGCGUGCAGGUGCCGAGCACUGGCUCUGCCUCUAAGGUACAUUGCGUGCCCGACGCCGCGCCUGGCCACAAUCUAGAGUCCCCGGUCCCACCCAUCCCUGCGUAGAACGGCUGAGACCAGAGUAUUCCGUGUUCUGCAAAGACCACUGUAGUGCCUUCUGAGCCUUAGACUGGAACUAAAAGGCUAUUAGUUACCAUGCACUGGGACUGUGUUGGGGAGAGGGUUCGUGUUGUGGAUCAGUCUUGGCUGCAGUUCGAAAUCCCAGCGCCUUCUACUUCCAACGUACAAUUCUGAAUAAAGACUGGGCGUGAAUACA